Messenger RNA from Artibeus jamaicensis (Jamaican fruit-eating bat), 6038 nucleotides. It is a transcript of the gene ADAR, whose product is annotated as adenosine deaminase RNA specific. The record is from RefSeq and is a predicted model, not a curated record. Gene Ontology annotation, biological process: RNA processing; adenosine to inosine editing. Bases 199 to 3720 code for a protein of 1173 amino acids. Gene Ontology annotation, cellular component: nucleolus; cytoplasm. The transcript is spliced from 15 exons. Gene Ontology annotation, molecular function: tRNA-specific adenosine deaminase activity; double-stranded RNA binding; double-stranded RNA adenosine deaminase activity. NCBI's taxonomy places the organism in Eukaryota, Metazoa, Chordata, Mammalia, Chiroptera, Phyllostomidae.
AGUGAAAUUGAACCGGAGCCAUUUCACAGCCAGUUUGCUUGCCGCCCGGCCCAGGGGUAUUUCCUGUUUGGACUCCAAGGACACUCCCUUGUCCGCGAAGCCUGGAGCAGAAGCCUGGCCCCCGGAAACCAACGGUGGCUGCGGGGAGGGUCCCACCACCGGGAGGGUCGCACUGCCCGGACAUGCUUCCCGGGCGCCAUGGACCCGAGGCAGGGGUCUUUCCUGAACGGAUACUACCCAGACCCACUUCAAGGCUAUGACCACAGCGGACUCAGACACCAGCAGCCGGGGCCAGGAUCUUAUCCUAAUAGUUUCCAGCUUCAGCAAAUAGAGUUUCUCAAGGGGCAGCUCCCAGAAGUACCCCUAAUUGGAAAGCAGGCACCAGUACUGCCACUGCCCCUCCCUGAAUCCUGGCCAAGGUUUCCAGGACCCCCUGCCAGAGGCAGGCAACCGGAGAUCUGGGGUACCCCCAGGGGCGCCCCUCUCAGAAGUCAGGCGCUCCAGAGACAGUUCCAGCUUCCUUCCCCCCGCGGCAGGGUUCUUCCAUGGAGAGGUGUUGACAGGCUUUCCUCACACUUCCGGGACCUGAGGAUCAGCCUCCAGGAUCAGGAGCAGAGGGUGUUAGAGCUCUUACAGGAGCUCGGCGAAGGGAAGGUCACCACAGCUCAGGAUCUGGCUAGGAAGCUCCAGGCCCCCAAGAAGGAAAUCAAUCAUAUUUUGUACUCUCUGGCAAAGAAGGGCGAGCUGCAUCAGGAGGCAGGAAGGCCCCCUCUGUGGAGACUUGCAUCCUCGGUUCCUCGGAGCCAGCACAGCCAGCCAUCGAGAGCAGACGGGUGUAGCCAGGAAGCUCCAAACUCAGGCCCCAGUUUGGAAACUGAAGACAGGGAACCCACGUCUGGCUUGGAAGAUCCUUCUGAGCCUGUUGACAUGGCUGAGAUCAAGGAGGAAAUCUGCAACUACCUUUUUAAUGCGUUCAAGUCCUCCGCCCUGAAUUUGGCUAAAAAUAUCGGCCUCUCGAAAGCCCGAGAUGUCAACACUGUGCUGAUUGACUUGGAAAGGCAGGGGGAUGUCUACAGGCAGGGGACAACCCCUCCGAUAUGGUAUUUGACUGACAAGAAGCGGGAGAGGAUACAAAUCAAGAGAAAUACGAACAGUGUUCCUGAAACCAUUCAAGCUGCUAUCCCCGAGACCAAAAGGAAUGCAGAGCUCCCUCCCUGUGACUCGCCUGUGCCAGAUGCCUGGAACAGUGUCACCACAGAAAAUGUGGAGAAUGGGCAAGAACCGGUCAUAAAGUUAGAAAGUGGGCAAGAUGUCACACCAGAACCAGUAAAACUGCAACCACCUGUCCGUGACAAUGGCCCCUCAAAAACAGGGUAUGUUGACUUUGAAAAUGGCCAGUGGGCCACAGAUGACAUCCCAGAUGACUUGAAUAGCAUCCACGCAGCCCCAGGUGAGUUUCGAGCCAUCAUGGAGAUGCCCUCCUUCUACAGUCAUGGCUUGCCACGGUGUUCACCCUACAAGAAACUGACAGAGUGCCAGCUGAAGAACCCCAUCAGCGGGCUGUUAGAAUAUGCUCAGUUCGCUAGUCAGACCUGUGAGUUCAACCUGAUAGAGCAGAGUGGACCACCCCAUGAACCUCGAUUUAAAUUCCAAGUUGUCAUCAAUGGCCGAGAGUUUCCCCCAGCUGAAGCUGGCAGCAAGAAAGUGGCCAAGCAGGAUGCAGCUAUGAAAGCCAUGACAGUCCUGCUUGAGGAAGCUAAAGCCAAGGAUGGCGGAAGACCGGAAGAAUCCUCCUGCUGUUCCACAGAGAGAGAACCGGAGAAGACUGCAGAGUCCCAGCCCACCACCCCUUCAGCGACUUCCUUCUUUUCUGGGAAGAACCCGGUCACUACAUUGCUUGAGUGUGUGCACAAGUUGGGGAGCUCCUGUGAAUUCCGCCUCCUAUCCAGAGAAGGCCCUGCCCAUGACCCCAAGUUCCAGUACUGUGUUGCAGUGGGAAACCACACCUUCCCCACUGCGAGUGCCCCCAGCAAGAAAGUGGCAAAGCAGAUGGCUGCAGAGGAGGCCAUGAAGGCCCUGCACGGGGAGGCGACCAGCUCAACACCUUCUGAGAACCAGCCCGGAAGUACCAACACAGAAUCGUUUGAUAACUUGGAAUCUGCGAUGCCCAGCAAGGUCAGGAGGAUUGGCGAGCUCGUCAGAUACCUGAACACCAACCCCGUGGGUGGCCUAUUGGAAUACGCCCGCUCCCACGGCUUUGCUGCUGAGUUUAAGCUGGUUCACCAGUCCGGACCCCCUCACGAGCCCAAGUUUGUUUACCAAGCAAAAGUCGGAGGUCGCUGGUUCCCAGCCGUCUGCGCGCACAGCAAGAAGCAAGGCAAGCAGGAGGCAGCGGACGCCGCUCUCCGUGUGCUGAUUGGGGAGAACGAGAAGGCAGAGCGCAUGGGUUUCACAGAGGUAACCCCAGUGACAGGGGCCGGUCUCAGAAGAACUAUGCUUCUCCUCUCAAGGUCCCCAGAAGCACAGCCAGAGACACUCCCUCUCACCGGCAGCACCUUCCACGACCAGAUAGCCAUGCUGAGCCACCGGUGCUUCAACGCUCUCACCAACAGUUUCCAGCCCUCCUUGCUCGGCCGCAAGAUCCUGGCUGCUAUCAUCAUGAAGAAGGACUCCGAAGAUCUGGGGGUUGUGGUCAGCUUGGGGACAGGGAAUCGCUGUGUGAAAGGAGACUCUCUGAGCCUGAAGGGGGAGACCGUCAACGACUGUCACGCGGAGAUCAUUUCCCGCAGGGGCUUCAUCAGGUUUCUCUACAAUGAGCUGAUGAAGUACAACCCCCAGACUGCGAAGGACAGCAUAUUUGAACCUGCUCGGGGAGGAGAGAAGCUCCAGAUAAAGAAGACCGUGUCAUUUCAUCUCUACAUCAGCACGGCCCCGUGCGGGGACGGCGCCCUCUUUGACAAGUCCUGCAGCGACCGUGCGGUGGAGAGCACAGACUCCCGCCACUACCCUGUCUUCGAGAACCCCAAACAAGGCAAGCUCCGCACCAAGGUAGAGAACGGGGAAGGCACGAUCCCAGUGGAGUCCAGCGACAUUGUGCCUACGUGGGACGGCAUUCGGCUCGGGGAGAGACUCCGUACCAUGUCCUGUAGUGACAAAAUCCUGCGCUGGAACGUGCUGGGCCUGCAAGGGGCGCUGUUGACCCACUUCCUACAUCCCGUGUAUCUCAAAUCUGUCACACUGGGUUACCUUUUCAGCCAAGGGCAUUUGACGCGCGCCAUUUGCUGUCGUGUGACAAGAGAUGGGAGUGCAUUUGAGGACGGACUGCGACACCCCUUUAUUGUCAACCACCCCAAGGUCGGCCGAGUCAGCGUAUAUGAUUCCAAAAGGCAGUCCGGGAAGACCAAGGAGACAAGUGUCAACUGGUGUUUGGCCGACGGCUAUGACCUGGAGAUCCUGGAUGGGACCAGGGGCACCGUGGACGGGCCACGGAAUGAAUUGUCCCGGGUCUCCAAAAAGAACAUUUUUUUUCUAUUUAAGAGGCUCUGUUCCUUCCGGGGCCGCAGAGAUCUACUUAAACUCUCCUAUGGUGAGGCCAAGAAAGCUGCCCGUGACUAUGAGACAGCCAAGAACUAUUUCAAAAAAAGCCUGAAGGACAUGGGCUAUGGGAACUGGAUAAGCAAGCCCCAGGAGGAAAAGAACUUCUACCUCUGCCCAGUAUAGUGCCAUCCCGUGACCGGGCACUGGGCAGUGGAGGGAGGGGCGCUUCACACCGGUGAGAGAUAGGUCGGAGCGCCCCUCAUCACACUGGACGUGGGAGCCUUCUUUUCUUUCUCUUCCCCUUUUAAUGGAACCACAGUUGCUGGUACCGAGACCUUGGGGUUCCUGUUGGUCCUGCUUCCUCUGGGGAAACCAGGCCGGUUCUUUCCGGGCCCCUUUUCUUUUCCCAAGCAACGAGGCAGAGACCUGAGGGGAGAGAAAAGGGGCUCUGUCGUCUGUCCACCCGACGCCUGAGCAGUCACUGAGCACCUGCCGCCAUUUCCUCUUCCGUCCGGUUUGGGUUUUUUCCAUUUCCUUUCCCUCUGUCUGCUUUCCCGACCAGUCAGCUCUGUGAGUCGUGUCAGGGACUGACGAGCUCAUUUGUGCUGAUCUCAUCUGCGAUCCCCUGUGAUUCCCCUCCACCCCUUCUACAGUCGUAUUUCUCAUUUUCCUCCAAGCAGGUAAAGAGGGGACCUAAAGAAUCUGUGAGGCAAUUAGAAGGGCAGGAGUUUGAAACUGCAGUCAGUUAUUCCUGGUGCCCGGUGUGACUGGGAUCUGCAGGUAGUACUCAUCGAUCUUCGGAUCUUGCACUUUAGCCAGCUCGGGAGGGACCCAGAGGCAGGGAAGGCGAGGGCCAGCCAGACUGGGUGAGGCGCCCCCUGCAGGGCUGUUCAGUCCAUUUCCUGGGGAGCACAGACAUGCCUGGGCGUGUCGCCAGGCCCCCAGCUGUCCCUCCUAAAGCAUUCCUAGGAAUUUGCCCUACCAGUUCGGGGAUUAGGGCCUGGAGGGCAAGUCCUCCUGCCUUAAGUAAAUAGGACUUAGCAAGGACAAGGCAGAAACGAUGUCGAGUCAGAUGGCCGUCCUACCUAACAUAUUUCUCACUACAGUGACCCCAGGGGAGGCUAGUUAACUGUGGGUGAAUUAGGAGUGUUUAAAAGAAUGCCAUAACCUGUCAUUGCACAGAUUGAAAUUCAGAUAUAAUUUUCCAUUUACCCAAGCAUUUAUCAUGCUUUUGUUUUGCUAGAUAGCUUCAGAAGGCUGUCUGUGGGCAGGUCGCAGGCCUGAGGUCUCCCUGCCUGGUAGGGAGUCUACAGGGUUGACAGCAGUUGUAGGGAAAAGGCAGGUUGUCCUCAAAUUCUGUGAGGUGGAGCCCCUGGUCUACUCCUCAAGCUAAUGACACUUGUGGUCCAAGCAUCGGCCUCUCUGUGGGGUCCGGCUCUGGGCCAAAGUCAGGCACACAUGCCCCAGAGAGGCACAGAGGCCCUGCCACCUUGUGAGCUGAGCUGGCCUCGUUGGAGGACUCUUCUCUCUUCACCUGCGAACAUGCCGAGCCUGCGCCCUUGAUGGUUUCCCACCCACUGCUGACUAGCCAACCCCACCCGUCCCCCCUCUUCAACAGUAGGUUUGUCCACAUUUACACUUUUGUUCUUGUAGCUGCUAUUCCCGAAAACUGACCAAAUGAGAAACCCAAGUUUUAUGAACACACUAAGGGUGUCUUUGCAGAACAUCCAAGUGUCCCGAGGAGCUUGUAGGGAAACGGCGCCUGUCUUCCGGAGCAGCGGGAGCCUGCCUGCCCACAGCCUGUGCGUCUGCAGAAGGCACGCGAGUCAGUCCUGCCUCAGAGGCUCAGGCUGGAGCGUGUCACCCACUGGUUCCUCAGAACGUUGCCCCCUCUGGUCCAUCUCAGGCACUAGAAUAUCUGGCUUAGCUCUGUAACCAGGAGCACAGGGCACUCAAAAGACCAGAGACCCCACUCACCCCAGCGUCUUAUCUGGCAACCUUGCAGUGUUUGGUUUCUGCUGUAGGAAGAAAGCAGGGCACCCUGAACCCCCUGUGUCUGCUGGAAGCAAGCCUGCGUCGGGCCCUGCACGGCCCCCAUGCCCCUCGGUCACACAGGACAGAGGAGGCAGAGCCCGUGCCUAAACUGUUCACUUUCUUGUCCACUCUUUGUUUUUAAUAAGCAGGACCCCCUCCUGCCUCUCCCCCUACCUUUUUUAAAAUGAUCUUUGUAGUUGAUUUGUCUGAACUGUGGCUAUUGUGCAUUCUUUUGAGUAAUCACUUGUAAAAAUUGUCGCUGCUUGAAGCUACUUCCUUUACUCACUUCAAAGGGAUUUUGCCGGUGUUGGGGGUCUCAGCAGAGACUCCCAAGAGCAGAGUACGGGAGAGCCCCGUGGGGACUUGGGUGUCCGAUGGCUGCAGUCAGGUUUUGAUUCUGCUUUGUGUGCCCCUUGAUUACAGUGACUAACCGUAUACAUUCCUCCUGAAUAAAAGAUCUGAAUUGG